Messenger RNA from Penicillium alfredii, 996 nucleotides. RefSeq lists its product as uncharacterized. The record is from RefSeq and is a predicted model, not a curated record. The coding region runs from base 1 to 996 and encodes 331 amino acids. The transcript is spliced from 2 exons. NCBI's taxonomy places the organism in Eukaryota, Fungi, Ascomycota, Eurotiomycetes, Eurotiales, Aspergillaceae.
AUGGACCUUGGAUUUCGAAUCGGUCUCGAGAUAGAGAUCCUCUUGGAGCACCGCACAAAGAAAAAGCAGGAAUUUCGAGACCUUGAGCGUUUCGCCCAGUAUCUCGUGGCUCAUUUCCACGCUGCCCGCCUCCCUCGACCUCGCGUACACAAUGACGUUGACGGCAUGUACGAAGGUGCAGAUGAUUGCGAAGAGUGGUCUCUCACGGAUGACACCACUAUCAAACCGGACCACACUCUCGCCCCAAUUUUACACCAUCAAGACAGGAGCUAUUGGCGCGAUGACGUCCGGCAUAUGUUCAAAGCACUCAACCUGAUCUGCAAAGUGCAGACCAAUCAAUCUUGCGCCGUUCACGUACACAUAUCUCCUCCCCGUGGCAGUCCCUGGAAUAUUUGUACUCUGAAGAUGAUUUGCCGCUGCAUACUGUACUUCGAGGGUGCUAUCAACGCUAUCGUCCCACAUCAUAGACGAGGUAAUCCGUACGCCGCCAGCAAUACAUGUGAUAACUCCAACUUCAGAGGGAAGAAUGAGCGUGAACGUUUGCGCCUUGUGGAGCUGUGCAAGAAUCAUGUCGAAAUCGCGGACUUGAUGAAUGAUAACGGCAAACGGUACUUUGCGUGGAAUUUCACCAAUCUUUAUUACGGUGGCAAGUCCACGAUCGAAUUCCGCCAAGCACCAGGGGCAACAGAUGAGACGGCGUGCUUACCGUGGGUGGAGUUCAUCGCCUCAUUCAUCAAUUCUUGCAAGAUCGUCGCGUCUGAUCGGACCAUCGGUCCGUUUUCUCGAGAUGUUAAGGGGCUACGAAGAUUUCUGACAAAUUUCCAGUUAGCCGGCUUCAAUCGUGGGAUCCUGGAGUCACUUUUCUGGGGAAAGUCCGGAUAUAUCGCACCCAGCCCUAUGCGAGAAUUGACCAUGGCAGAGGAAGAGGAGCUCAGAUCAAAGGAGAGUAAAGAGGGAACAAAGAGUCAAGUAAUGAGGAAGCUUGACAGUAUGUAG